AUGACGUCGAUGCUGCAGGCGACGGAAAAUGUAUCUCUUUCGCCUUACCUCUCCAGCCAGGUGAAGGAGAACAUGAAGACAUCUAUUCAAGAUGUUAUCGACACAGAAGAAGGUUCGUUUUCUGAUGUGGGAAAGGAGCCAUCACACCAAAUUGUGAGAGGGCUAAAGUCUAGGCAUAUACAGCUUAUUGCUCUUGGAAGUGCUAUUGGAACUGGUUUGUUCAUUGGAUCUGGAGGCGCCUUGAGCACUUGUGGACCUGCACCCGUGCUAAUCGCUUAUAUUAUUAUGUCCACGUUUAUCUGGACUCUUAUGAACCAGUUGACUGAGAUGGUCACUUUGGUCCCACUGCCAGGCGAGGCUUCGCUCAACUCGCUGGUGAGGACGUAUCUCAAUCGCCCGCUUUCGUUCAUGUGCGGUUGGAAUUUAUUUUAUGCCAUGGCCAUGAUUGCUCCUGCUGAAAUUACAGCAUGUGCUCUGCUGGUCCAAUAUUGGACAGAUGCUAACACAGCUAUUUUCAUUUCUAUCUUUGUUGUUGCCACGGCAGUGUUAACUAUGCUUCCAGUCAAAUUCUUCGGUGAGAGUGAAUUUUGGGUUUGCUCAAUCAAGAUUCUCACUAUUACCGGUUUGAUCAUAGUGGGUAUCGUCAUUUUCUUUGGUGGUGGCCCCGCACAGGACCAUGUACUGGGUUUUCACUACUGGAAACAUCCUGGUGCUUUCAAGGAACACUUAGUCCCGGGCUCAACUGGUAAGUUUCUUGCUGUUUGGACUGCCAUCAUCAAGAGCGGUUUCUCUUUUGUUCUUGUUCCCGAGGUGGUGACUUCAUGUUCAGCUGAAUCCACCAAUCCAAGAAGAAAUAUGCCUAGAGCAUGCUCCAGAUUUAUCUACCGUCUAGCCCUUUUCUAUGUCGUUGGUUCCUUGGUGAUAGGUGUUGUCGUUAGCUCGGAUGACAGUAGCCUGCUGGAUGCAGUCUCCACGGGUGAUUCUACAGCUGCUGCCUCCCCUUUCGUCAUUGGCAUCAAAGAGGCCGGCAUCAAGGUUUUACCCCACAUCAUAAAUGCUUGCAUUAUGACCAGUGCCUAUUCCUGUGGAACAGGAGUGUUGUAUGGUUCUUCGAGAACCCUGCACGCAAUGGCAAUGAGAGGUGAAGCUCCAAAAAUUUUCAAGAAAGUCAACAGAUUUGGAGUCCCUUACUACAGCACCGGAUGUGCAUGUUUGUUCACUUUGCUUGCUUAUCUGAACUGUUCCAAAUCAUCUUCUGUUGUUUUCACCUGGUUGAGCAAUAUCGCAACCAUAUCCGGAUUUGUCAGUUGGGUCCUAGUCUCCACGGUGUACCUUAAAUUCAGAAAAGUCAUCGACGAACUAGAUCUCAAUGAUAGAGUACCUUUCAGAGUACGUUUCCAAAAAGUUGGCGCUUAUUGUUCGAUUGUUUUUUUCACUCUGCUAGCUUUGACAAAUGGUUACGCAGUAUUUAUUAGGGGCAAUUGGGAUACUAGUACCUUUUUCACUUGCUACAUUACCAUUGGAUUCGUUUUCUUGUUGUUCAUUGGCAGUACCGUAUACUAUAAAGAGGUGAGCUUUAGGAACGCUCAGGAAAUCGGGGAAGAUCUCAUACCGAAAAUAGAUAUAUGUGAUGAGGAAGAAAGAAAUGAAGUGGUCCCCGUCCCGAAGAAUUUGCUUGAAAAGAUAUGGUAUACCGUAAUCUAA
Messenger RNA from Torulaspora globosa, 1704 nucleotides. RefSeq lists its product as uncharacterized. Gene Ontology annotation, cellular component: membrane. The transcript has a single exon. The record is from RefSeq and is a predicted model, not a curated record. Lineage: Eukaryota; Fungi; Ascomycota; Saccharomycetes; Saccharomycetales; Saccharomycetaceae. Gene Ontology annotation, biological process: amino acid transmembrane transport. Gene Ontology annotation, molecular function: amino acid transmembrane transporter activity. Bases 1 to 1704 code for a protein of 567 amino acids.